AAUAUCAAGUAUUAAAUUAUUAAUAUUAAAUUUAAUUUUAAUUUGCACUAUUAGAAUUAUUAAAGAUUAAAAUAUCACCUUAAUAAGUGUCAAAAAAUAAAUAAAACUAUGAGACAGGGGAUUACUUUUUUAGCUAUAGCUGAAUCAAAUCAGAAUAUAUAAAAUAAAAUCAUAUUUUGAUUUUAUUUUACACAUUAAGGAAUUAAAAAUCAUCCAAUAAAUAAUACUCAUCCUCCUCCAACUUUCUGUCCUCUAUAUACAACUAACUAAAUUUUUUUCCCCAAUCCCAAACAUGCCAUUAACUCAUCUUUCCGAUCUUCAAUUUACCCUUCUUUUCUCUUUCCUAAUCAUCACUCCCACCAGAUCACACUUCACCACGUCAUCCAUCCAACUCCCAUCAACUCCCCCUUCUUUUUCCGUCACAGACUUCGGCGCCGUCGCCGACGGCCGUCAAUACGACACAAAACCAAUACAAUCAGCGAUCGACGCGUGUCCUAGUCCAAAAACAUGCCACGUGGUGUUCCCAUCACCUGGGACCUACCUAACAGCCACAAUCCACCUCAAAUCCGGCGUCGUUUUAGUGGUGGAAGAAGGGGCGGUUAUUUUAGGAGGAACGAAACAGGAAGAUUAUCCGACAGAGUAUGAGAGAUGGUAUGUUGUGUUGGCGGAGCAGGCUGAUAACGUGGGGAUAACUGGUGGAGGGGAAAUCAACGGUCAAGGAUUAGAGUUUGUGAUGAGAUAUGAUGAAAGGAAAAAUGUGAUGGUGAGUUGGAAUCAUACUGGGGCUUGUUUAGGGGAUGAGUGCAGGCCUAGACUUGUGGGAUUUAUUGCUUGCACAAAUGUUACUAUUUCUAAUAUCAACCUCAUUGAGCCUGCUUAUUGGUGCUUGCACAUAGUGGAGUGUAACAACACAUAUAUCCAUGACAUAUCCAUAUAUGGGAACUUCAACUCACCAAACAAUGAUGGAAUUGACAUUACAGAUUCUAAUAACACAUUCAUCACUCACUGCCAUAUUGAUACUGGAGAUGAUGCUAUUUGUCCCAAGACAUAUACAACACCUCUUUAUAACUUAACUGUUAAAGAUUGUUGGAUCAGAACCAAAUCAUCAGCUAUCAAGCUUGGUAGUGCUAGUUAUUUCGAUUUCGUGCACUUAUGGUUCGAAAACAUCACCAUCUUUCAGUCUCAUAGAGGGCUUGGAUUUCAAAUUCGCGAUGGAGGGAAUGCCAAAGACAUUACCUUCUCUAACAUAAACAUCAGUACUAGAUUCUACUAUCCAUCAUGGUGGGGAAGAGCAGAGCCGAUCUACAUAACAAGCUGCCCACGAUACGCAGAUUCGAAUGAAGGGUCAAUCUCAAACAUUCAGCUGAUCAAUAUUACAUCAGUUUCGGAAAAUGGCGUGUUUUUAUCAGGCUGUAAAGGUGGGCUUAUACGGAAUCUGAUAUUCAGCAAUGUCGAUCUCAGUUUCAGAAGAUGGACAAAUUAUGUUGGCGGAUUGGUCGAUUAUAGGCCGGGAUGUUCAGGGCUUGUUAAUCAUAGCAUGGCUGGGAUGAUUAUGGAGUAUGUAGAUGGUUUAGUACUUCAAAAUGUGAGCAUGAAAUGGUCUCAAAAUGGAUCAGUUGGAUGGGAUAGACCCUUGGAUUUCAGGGCUUCAACUGUGAAUAACAUUACCAUUACUGAUUUUCAUUCUGGUUCCUUUUCUGAUCAAUAGAUACAAUUCUGCACAAUUUUUGUGACAUUACUUGCACUACGACACUGGCAUAGGGUGGGUUGAACACCUUUCUCUAUACGUGUGCUUCAACGAGUUUGUUGUUAUUCUUCUGUUUAUGUAUACACAGUUUAAUGUUAGUUAAUCGAAUGACUCGGGUCUAGUCGUCUAGAUUCAUGCUAACCUAAUGAAUAUCAUCUUACUCGGGUCAUAUAUCUUAUCAAACUCUCUCGAUGUCAUCAAUAAUCAUUAUUCAAUUGCAUUUACUGUCACCUGCAAUCUAAAUCAAAAUUAGAGUGUCAACCUCGAAAAGGCCAAGUGGGGUCAACUCAAUAAUAAUUAAUUUAACUUUUUAUCUACCACGUAGAUAAGUUGAGAUCUUGGAGUCACUAUUCAGAUUAAAAUUUUUUUUAUUUACUAUAUAAAAAAGUCGAAAAAUUGGAGUUAUAACAUAAAAUUUCCACUAGAAAACUAUUAAAUUUUAACUCUUUAAUAAAAAAAUAAAAAAUAAACACUAAUUUUCUAUAGAGGCGUCUUUCUAUGAGACAACCUCAAUUGGGUCAACCUAAUCUCUCUGAAACAAACUGCUUUAUUUACAAGUAUAAAUUCAAAUUUUAUUAUUUUAUUUUUAUUUUUUAAUAAUAAGGUGCUUGUACGAGUUCCUCUCACGGUAAUAGAUCUCAUACAAGACUUGUUGAAAAAUAAAAGGUUUGUCUUCAUCAGACUUCAGUACUUCACUGAACAAACGACACCGUAUUAAAAAAUCAAUAACCAUGAACCAAGAAAACACCUAGAAAAAUUACAUCUCACUUCUUUCAUCACUCCGAUUCCAUUCCAACGCAAAAAAUGGUGGCGAACCCCAAACCCUUAGCCACAGCCGGCGGGACAAUCCGAUCCAGAUUAAGUCAAGCCCUCCGAACCCGCGGCGGCGGAAGCUCCGGCAGAUGGACAAGUCCGGGUCACCAAGACCGACCCAACGGGUACCUCUUCAACCGAACUCCACCUCCGCCGGGUCAAUCUCGCAAAUGGGAAGAUUGGGAAUUACCUUGCUACAUCACCAGUUUCCUCACCAUUGUUAUCCUUGGUGUAGGGCUCAAUGCUAAGCCCGAUCUUACUCUCGAGACUUGGGCCCAUGAGAAAGCCCUUGAACGCCUCCAGGCCGAGCAGAUUGACUCCUCUGAGUAACUUCGAACCCCUUUAAACUAUUCUCUAUUCUUGUUUUAUAAUCGGAUAUUUAGGGUUUUUGUUUUGUUGAUGUAUGUAUGACGGGGUUGUAGUGGAGAAAAAAAAAAAGGGUUUCUGAACUAUUGACCCUUUUUUCAUUAGUUUGUUCAAAGUAUAUUUUGAUAUAUGAUUUGCUUUACUUUCAUGUCUUUUCAGUUGA
Molecule: messenger RNA, 3089 nt
Organism: Amaranthus tricolor (Joseph's coat)
Lineage: Eukaryota; Viridiplantae; Streptophyta; Magnoliopsida; Caryophyllales; Amaranthaceae
Product: probable polygalacturonase At3g15720
Exons: 3
Coding region: 293-1708 (471 amino acids)
Biological process (GO): carbohydrate metabolic process
Molecular function (GO): polygalacturonase activity
Source: RefSeq, a predicted model, not a curated record